This is a messenger RNA of Hemiscyllium ocellatum (epaulette shark), 480 nucleotides long. It is a transcript of the gene prxl2b, whose product is annotated as peroxiredoxin like 2B. NCBI's taxonomy places the organism in Eukaryota, Metazoa, Chordata, Chondrichthyes, Orectolobiformes, Hemiscylliidae. The record is from RefSeq and is a predicted model, not a curated record. Bases 1 to 480 code for a protein of 159 amino acids. The transcript has 6 exons.
AUGCCGGGUGUGGAUGUCAUUGGCAAGACCAGCAUUCAUCACCCAUUCCUAGCUGUUACAAGAAGAUUCGAUGUGGAAAUGAGGUUCCUGUGGCAUGAGGUGAUCCUUUUCCUGAGGAGAUUUGCAUGCCAAGUGUGCCUCUGGACUGCAAAGGGGAUCAGCAAACUGCAUGAAGUCUUUGUACAAAAUAACAUGCACUUGACUGGUGUCAGACCAGAGGAACUGGGAACGAAGGACUUCAUAAAAAGGCAAUAUCUCAAAGGCUGUGACCUCCUACAGGCAAUUAAAGGUGGGAUCUCAGGAAAUUCCCCUAGUGCUAUGAUGAGGAGUGGAGGCAUGCUAAUUGUCAUGCCAGGUGGGGAGAAGGUGCUGUUUAAUUUUGUCCAGGUUUCUCUGGGUGACCAUGUUCCGUUGAAUACCAUCCUCCAGAUUCUGGACACUUCAGUCCAGGUUGAUCUCAAAGAGGAGAAAGUGCCAUAG